AAAGUACAUAUUAAUAUCCUUUCAAUUUAAUCGGUGUCUUAAAAAUAUAACUAUUAAUUCUUACCUAUUGAAAAUUUAAAAAUUUUAAUGGUGCAGAAUUACGAGUUUAAUGUUACAAUGUGUUAUUUUAAGUAUUAAUCUUAUAACUGUUGAGUUAAUAUAAUGGAAAAAAUAACGUUUUGUAAAAGCUGGUCAUUUCUGAAAACAUUUACAAGAAACCACAGUUCAAAAGAAUGGCUAUUACGACAAAAAACUGAUCCUUAUGUGGAAAAAGCCAAAAUAAAAAGUUAUAGGUGUAGAAGUGCAUUCAAACUGCUGCAAAUGGAUGAUAGAUUUUCUAUAUUGAAACCAGGCCAAUGUGUAAUAGAUAUUGGUGCAGCUCCGGGUAGCUGGUCACAAGUAGCUGCGUCUAGAAUUAAUUCAAAUGCUACUAAUAGUGAAAUUCCAACUGGCUUACUGAUUGGUAUUGAUCUUCAACAAAUGUAUCCAAUAAAAGGAGUAACAUUAUUAGGAAAUUCUGAUUUUACAUCUCCUAAAACUUGGCAAAAGAUAAAAGAAUUAUUAAAUAGCCGUCCUAUAGAUGUUGUCUUAAGUGAUAUGGCGCCUAACGCUACCGGAGUGAAGCAUUUGUACCAUGAUUUAAUCAUAAAAUUGGCGUAUUCAGUAGUUAAAUUUGCUGUUUUAAAUUCAAAUGUUGGCGCAGCAUGUUUAAUUAAAAUUCUGGAUGGUAAUCAAAAUGCAGAGAUUGAAAAUACUUUGAUAAAGUUUUAUUCAAAUGUGAAAUUUGUAAAACCUGAAGCUAGUCGAUCAGAUUCAGCUGAAAAAUAUCUACUUGCUCGUGGAUUUAAAGGACUUAAACAAAAUUAAUUUCUGUAUUGUUAUUAAUAUGUAAAUGAUAUAAUAUUAUAGUUAUGUAUUUAUUAAUGUAAAUAUUUCCUUAAAAAAAUAUUUUAAAAUUUAUUUUGUAAGAGGUUAUACCCCAUGCAUAUGUUGUCUCUGUCUUAUAAACUUAAAAUAGUUGUAGGUAUACAAUUUGAAUUCAGCAGAACCAAUUUUAUGUUGUAGUUUAGAUAUUAAAGUGAAUUAUUAUACCUAAAGGAAA
Molecule: messenger RNA, 1102 nt
Organism: Myzus persicae (green peach aphid)
Lineage: Eukaryota; Metazoa; Arthropoda; Insecta; Hemiptera; Aphididae
Gene: Mrm2
Product: rRNA methyltransferase 2, mitochondrial
Exons: 4
Coding region: 163-867 (234 amino acids)
Biological process (GO): RNA methylation
Cellular component (GO): mitochondrion
Molecular function (GO): rRNA (uridine-2'-O-ribose)-methyltransferase activity
Source: RefSeq, a predicted model, not a curated record